AUGAGUCAGGGCCAACUUUCCCUGCUUCUCUUUCUUUUCCUCCUGAGCCCAGCUACAGGAGGCCUGGGGGAUUUGGGUCCCCUGAUCCCCAGCCCUACCUCCUUCCUAGGCUUAGAUUCCAGCUCCAACUUCAGCUCUGGCUCUGUGGACAGCUCUGAUGGCCACAUCUCAGCAGGUGGUGCUUCCGUGUCUCAGUCGUUUUCCAAUUUUACCGGCUCCAUGGAUGACCGAGGAACCUGCCAGUGCUCUGUUUCCCUGCCAGACACCACCUUUCCUGUGGACAGAGUGGAACACCUGGAAUUCACAGCUCAACUUCUCUCCAAGAAGUUUGAGAAAGAACUUUCUAAAGUGCAGGAAUAUGUCCAAUUAAUCAGUGUGUAUGAAAAGAAACUCUCAAACCUAACUGUCCGAGUAGAGAUCAUGGAAAAGGAUACCAUUUCUUACACCGAACUGGACUUUGAGCUGAUCAAGAUAGAAGUGAAAGAGAUGGAGAAACUGGUCAUACAGCUGAAGGAGAGUUUUGUUGGAAGCACAGAGAUUGUCGACCAACUGGAGGUGGAGAUAAGGAAUAUGACUCUCUUGGUAGAGAAGCUCGAGACACUAGACAAAAACAACGUCCUUGCCAUUCGUCGGGAAAUUGUGGCUCUGAAGAACAAGCUUAAGAAAUGUGAGGCCUCUAAAGGUGAACACGUUCCUGUCGGCCCCCCUCCUCCCUCUCCAGGGUCCUGUGGUCAUGGUGGUGUGGUGAACAUCAGCAAGCCAUCUGUGGUUCAGCUCAACUGGAGGGGAUUUUCCUAUAAAUAUGGUGCCUGGGGCCGAGAUUACUCUCCCCAGCAUCCAGAAAAUGGGCUGUAUUGGGUGGCACCAUUGAAUACAGAUGGGAGACUGUUGGAAUAUUACAGACUCUACAACACAUUGGAUGACUUGUUAUUGUACAUAAAUGCUCGAGAAUAUCGAAUUACAUAUGGCCAAGGUAGUGGUACAACAGUUUACAAAAACAAUAUGUAUGUCAACUGGUACAAUACCCGGAACAUUGCCAAAGUUGACCUGACCACCAACAAAGUUGUUGUAACUCAGACUCUCCCUAAUGCGGCCUAUAAUAACCGUUUUUCAUAUGCUAAUGUUUUUUGGCAAGAUAUUGACUUGGCUGUGGAUGAGACUGGAUUUUGGGCGGUUUAUUCCACUGAAGCUAGCACUGGUAACAUAGUGAUUAGUAAACUCAAUGAUACCACACUUCAGGUGCUGAACACUUGGUAUACCAAGCAGUAUAAACCAUCUGUUUCUAAUGCCUUCAUGGUAUGUGGAGUUCUGUAUGCUACCCGUACUCUGAACACCAGAACAGAAGAGAUAUUUUAUUACUAUGACACAAAUACAGGGAAAGAGGGAAACCUUGACAUUGUAAUGCAUAAGAUGCAGGAAAACUUGCAGAGCAUUAAUUAUCAUCCUUUUGACCAGAAACUUUAUGUCUAUAAUGAUGGUUAUCUUCUGAAUUAUGAUCUUGUCUUCCAGCAGAAAUCCCAGAAAGCUGAUUAGGUAUUAUGGUGGGAAAUAAAUAAAAGGUUAAAAAAGGAGUCUUUUCCACUCAUUUAGAAAUCUGUAGGGGAUCUAGAAAUGUGUUUAUUUAGUAGUAAUAUUUAGGUGCAUAAUUCUAUCACACUAGAGACCUAUGUUAUUUGUCCUGAUUUGUUGAGUUCUCUUGGGAGCCACUUGCCUCCUAGGAUACACUUCCCAACUGAAAUAAGGUCCUUCUGAAGUAGAAUUGUCAGAGUUCUACAGAAGCCUACAAUGAGGUAUCAUUUGGAAAUUAAGGAACUUGAAGAAAAUUUGGUAUGGCUUUUGGGGAUUCUUUGAAUGGAAGAAGUUUCUCAGUGACCAGUCCUGGUCCAUGUAGGCCUGCUAAUUCUUUCACACCUGAAAGGAACUUGGGGCUUAAUUAGGCAGAUUAAUAUCUGAAGUUCCUUGAGGGACUAAAUCUCCAACUUUGUUUUUCCUACUAGCACUUGGAAUGAUGUUUUGUAUGUCACAGAUAAGAAAAUUUGGCAUGCUUAUAUCUGUAAAGUGCUCUGAGUUUUCUAGAAAGAGGCCCUUUUAUGCAUUAAAUUAUACCCUGCAAAUAAAUCCCAAAAAGAUCUGCUGAUGAGGCACUUGAUUUUUCUUUUUUUUUUUCCCCAUUGUCCAUUUACAUAAGAGUCAAUAGAACACUCUACCUCAUAACUUCAUUCCAAAGGCAGCUCAGAAGGUCAAAACCAGACUUACCAACCAAUUCACAGCAACCCCUCUUUACUGCUGGCUUUAAAACAAUAACAAUAAACAAAUGAAUAAACAACAACAACAACAACAAACCAGUUUUCUAUGGAAUGGAUAUAAAAUAAAAGUAAUUUUCUUCUGUCUCAUCAUGAACUUUUACAAACAUGAUUCUAAAACUGUAAGAAAAUCAGAUGACAACAGUAAAAUGAACAUUUCUGGUUAUAUAAUAAAGACCUUGGCAUAGAUAGGAGAUUAGUAUUAAGUCAGAUCAAUUAUUUAAUUUAAUCGUUGUCUUUGUUUAUACCUUGGACUUGUAAGAAAAUCAAACAUUUAAUAUUUUUCUAGGAAGAAAUGUAGAAAAACCAUUGGAAGAUCUAGUAAAUCAGUAUAGUAGUUAAAAACUUUGCAGGUGUGUGUGCUUCUGUGCUUUUGGAUGGCUUUGGCAUCUCGUCUUGGUCUUUUUUCCUUUGAUGUUUAAAUCCUAGUCUAAGUAUUGUCUCCUUCAAUACUUUAC
Tupaia belangeri chinensis (Chinese tree shrew) is the source of this 2761-nucleotide messenger RNA. RefSeq names its product olfactomedin 4 (gene OLFM4). Gene Ontology annotation, biological process: signal transduction. The record is from RefSeq and is a predicted model, not a curated record. NCBI's taxonomy places the organism in Eukaryota, Metazoa, Chordata, Mammalia, Scandentia, Tupaiidae. Bases 1 to 1533 code for a protein of 510 amino acids. The transcript is spliced from 5 exons.